This is a messenger RNA of Molossus molossus (Pallas's mastiff bat), 2312 nucleotides long. RefSeq names its product complement component 4 binding protein alpha (gene C4BPA). Gene Ontology annotation, biological process: negative regulation of complement activation, classical pathway. Lineage: Eukaryota; Metazoa; Chordata; Mammalia; Chiroptera; Molossidae. The coding region runs from base 238 to 2148 and encodes 636 amino acids. The record is from RefSeq and is a predicted model, not a curated record. The transcript has 12 exons.
GGUAAACACUGGUGCUGUGUUUCUGCUGUUAAUCAUUCACUGAGCCAGCAGAGAGUCUGCUCAUCCAUUUCUAUUCCCUGUAUCUGAUCAGCCAAUAACAUGGCUGGAAUUACGGGACUUUUGGUGGAGCAAUUACUAGACAGCUUCAAGGUUUUCUGGUAAACUCUUAUCUGGGGAGGAACGAGGACUAUUAGAGAUCAAGGCAGUUUUCUUCCAUGAGAAACUACCCAAGGCACCAUGAUAGAAUCUUCUACUUCUUCCUCAGCUACUUGCAGUUCUUUCAGCAGAAAAAUGAAGUCUCAGGUCACGUACUCUUCGGGAGCUCCAAAUGGGACUCUUGAUAGAAAGAGGAAAAUGACAACCUGGCUCUUCUCUAGGCUGUGGAGAGUUUCUGAUCCAACUCUGUUUCAAGUGACCUUGGUGGCUGCUCUAUUGGCUACUGUUCUUGGCGAUUGUGGUAUUCCACCCAAUUUACCCUUUGCUUCUCCAACACAAGAGUUGAAUAAGACAAGCUAUGAAGUUGGAACUAUUUUGAAAUAUACCUGCCGCCCUGGCUACAGUAAGACAGGUUCAAGAAAUCAGAUACUUAUGUGUCAGAAAGGAGGCACAUGGUACUACAGUAACUUCUGUGUCAAGAAACAUUGCAGCAACCCAGGAGAAUUACAUAAUGGGCAAGUGAUCAUUAAGACAGAUUACUCUUUUGGAUCACAUAUAGAAUUCAACUGUUUAGAAGGAUAUGUCUUAGUUGGUCCAACCACUAGUUAUUGUGAGAUCCAAGAUAGAACAGUUGGCUGGAGUGAUUCUUUCCCAAAAUGUGUAAUUGCCCACUGUGAGACCCCUCCAGACAUCAGCAAUGGAAGGCACAAUGCUGGAAAUGAAGAUGUCUACACGUAUGGCUUUUCUGUCACCUAUAGCUGUGACCCUGGCUUUUCACUGUUAGGUAAACCUUCCAUUUCCUGCACAGUGGAGAACAAAACAAAAGGUGUCUGGAGCCCCAGCCCUCCUACUUGUAAAAAGGUCACCUGUCCUCAGCCAAAUAUUAACUAUGGAAGGAUAGCCACUGGAUUCAGACCCACCUAUAUUUACAGAGACACUGUUUCAUUUGAGUGCAAUAAAGGUUUUACCCUCAAAGGCAGCAGUGUAGUCCAUUGUGACGCUGAUGACAACUGGAAUCCCCCUCUUCCCAUCUGUGAGAUAAAUAGUUGUCGUGGUUUACCAGUUAUCCCACAUGCUUCCUGGGAAAGAUAUGGCUAUCAAAUCCCAACAAAAGACAAACUAUAUGAAGCUGGGACCUCGUUGAAGUACCGUUGUCAUUCGGGCUAUAAACCUGCUGGAGAUAAGCCUACGACUGUGAGUUGUCAGAAAAAUUUGCAGUGGAGCCCAUACGCAGAAUGUGAGGAGUUAUGUUGCCCAAUACCAGAGCUGAAGAAUGGCAAAAUCACUGAAAAUAGAACACGUGGUUUGCCCAGUAACUGUGUCUAUUUCUUUGGAGACGUAAUUAAAUAUUCAUGUUAUGGGAGACGUCACUCUGAAGCUUCCUGCCAAGGAGAUGGGACCUGGAGUCCUGAAACACCAACAUGUGGAGAGAGUUGCAGUUAUCCUCCUUACAUUGCUCACGGACGUCACCAACAAACUUCAACCUUUUUCGUAAAUGAGAUUAAAUAUGAAUGUGACGAAGGAUAUGCUCUGGUUGGAAAGCCCACACUGUCCUGCAGUUAUUCACGCUGGUCAGGUCCAGCCCCUCAAUGUAAAGCUCUGUGUCCGAAACCAGAGGUUGAACAUGGAAAGCUGUCUGGGGAUCAGAAUCAGUUUGUUGAAUCUGAAAAUGUCACCAUCCAGUGUGACUCUGGCUAUAGUGUGGUUGGUCCUGAAAGUAUCAUCUGCUUAGAGAACGGGACCUGGUACCCAGAGGUGCCCAAGUGUGAGUGGGAGCUCCCUGAAGGCUGUGAGCAAGUUCUACCAGGCAGAAAACUCAUGCAGUGUCUCCCAAGAGUGGAGGAUGUGAAGAUGGCUCUGGAGUUACAUAAAUUGACUUUGGAAAUUGAACUCCUCAAACUACAGCUAGACAAGGCGAGGAAAUCCUCUCCGGAGUCACCGCUGUGUUUUUUCCCAGGAGAAAAAGGUACCUUGGUACCUUCCAUUCAUUAGGGAUCCCUUUAGUUUAGCAACUCUCCCAUCUUUUUGGCACCAAAAUUCAUUGUAAUAAAUAUCUAGAAAGGAUAAUUUGCUAUUUUUUUUUUUUUGUUAGUGCUUUGAGAUUAUAGAAUUAUUGAUCAUUUUAUGCCUCACUUUUUUGCUUUUUUGGAUACAAA